UUUCAUUUUUGGACAAUUGACAAUACUCCCUGUGGUUUUACUGAAGAUCUUCUUGGAAAACAGCAUGACUUUUGGAAGUUAUGGUCUACGGAUCAAGUGGUCGAGGCGUUUUCAGGUGUCAGAUGAAUGCCUUAGUUCAGCCUUUUAUAGAGAUUUGAUAUUCCAGAAGUUAUUUGUCACGUCUUUCCAAGUCCCCAAAAUAAAUGUCUUGGUCUCUGGCAAAGGGGAGGGUCGAGUCAAGUGCAAGGCUCAGUUUUGGUUGUGACAAGCUGUCAUAUCAACGUGCAUGCUGCUCCUGUUGCUGUUACUCUCUCUGGGGGCUGAGGGCUCAGUGACUCCCCCCACCAGCACAGUGAAUAUCCACUCUGAAUGGACCCUCCAGUUACCUGCCAGUCAUUUGGACUUACACACGGCAUGAUCAGGAACCAAUGCACGGAGUAAAACCGUUGGACUAACACAAUUCAGAUUGAGAAAUCAUUUCCUGAUGUAUUUGGAAAACUCCGAUCAAAGUAAGGUCCCUGGGGAGGGGGAGCCGUCUACUCGGGCCAUGAUUGCGGAACAAUGCCAGGUUCCAAAAUUAACAGAGGCUGCAGAUUUAACUAGCCCCCCAAAGGGAAGUACUGAACUUGGCAUGGAGGUCCUUGUGGAAUAUACUGAGCAGACUGUUAUCAGCAAAGAAAUUGACCCUUCUAUCCUUUGCUUAGAACAUUGCAACACGGACAGAGAUGAGACUGAAACCUAUUGCAACGGACACUCUGAGGGAUUUGAGCAAUACCCAGACCGAUUUUUUGAAUCCCACCAGGUCCUUGAUCAGUGUGAGACUUCGGGGUUAAGCCAAUCAUUUGACGACUUUGAGUGUUUUAAACCUCUCAAGUCCUCUGAGCACUGUGAUAAUCAUAGCUUAGCUUCCAAGUGUACUUCUUGCUGUGAACACUGUGCAGAACACCUCCAAUUAUUUCAGCAAUGCAAACCCUCUGACCAACAGUUGGAGGCUUUUGACUUUGAGCCAGAUACAUUGGCAGUGAACUGUGACAGUUUGGAGCAGUGUGAAAUGUCUGAUUUCACACCUGAAUGCACAGACCACCUGGAGUUCCUUCAACAAUACGAGCCCUCAGAUCAGCAGAGUGAGUGCUUUGACUCUGAGACAGGCACAUCAGCAGAGGACUCUGAGAAAUGUGAAAUGACUGGUGGUUUGACACCCGACAUCUCUGACUCCGUAGACUUAUUGGACUUUGGCACGGAACUUUGUGAGAACAAUGAAUGCGCAAAUGAUGAGGAUGAGGAGAGAUGUCCACCUAAACAAGACGACGAGCAAUAUGAAACGGAGACUAUUGAUGAUGAGUCCUCCACAUUAUCAGAGGAUUCAAAUUCCUCUGACAUUGACACACCAGUUCAUGCUUAUUUUGAUGAUUGUGAAAAUGUUGGCUUUGCAAGUGAAUGUUGUGCGGUUCAACAGCUAACUGAAGACAACUGUCUGCAGGCACUAGACAUGUCCACAGAUGACUCUGAAAUGUGUGAGACGGAUUACUCUGAAACAAAUCAACAAUAUGCUUCCUCAAUGCAGUGUACUGAUCAGUUUGGCACCGAAGAUGAUUCUUUAGAUUGCUCUUCUAUUGAAGCCAAAUCCUUCAAGACUUGUCCAGAUUACAGCAUUCCGUCAAAUCAAUGCUCCGAUUUAUCUGAGGAAUCCGAAAAAGAACCUCAGGAAGACGAUAGAAACGAUGAAGACGAAGGAAGUGAUGAGCAAACACAGUGGGAAUCCUUUGAAGAUGAUGAAGAAAUGGAUCAGAUAAAUAUGAAUGAAAUUAAUGAAGAUAUUAAGAAAACACCCACUGCUGAUAUUGUUAUUGAGGAAUACUUCAAUCUAUUUGACAGUGGUGACUAUUACGGGCACGGGUUCGCCAAAAAACAACGUUACAUCUCGUGCUUUGAUGGCGGAGAUAUGCACGACAGCAUAGUGACAUCCGAGGCACAGAAACUUGUCAACAAGAAAUACAGAUCUAAUGAAAUCAAUGAGGAUAUUCAUGUCCAGGAAACUGAUACGUGUUUUGAUGCUUCUGACGGGCAAGAAUAUGAAGGUAGUUCUGAGAUAGAUGCAAGUCAGAGAGAUGACGUGUCUUCAGGGUCAGAGCAACAACAAGAAUACUGGAGUGUAGAAUCAGAAUCAAGUUUAGCAGGGGAUGAAAAUGAAGAAAAUUCAUUGGAAGCUGACGAUCUUUACGCAGAGAACAAUGAGGAAGAAGAGUGUGAUGAGGAUCUCUAUAAUAACGAUGAAACUGAGGCCUGCCUGUUCUCUGGUAAUGAGGAUAAUAUGAGUGCGCCAUGUUCAGAGGACAUCUCUGUGGAAGGUGAUGCUUAUGAAGAUGAAGCCUCUGUUGCUCAGAAUAAGGAAUGUGGACAUUUACAGACAGCUAUUGUUACAGAGCCUGAAGAAAUAUGUAUGGCAUGUUCAGAAAUGGAACCAUAUUGGUCACUUGUAAAUCAAGAGGAAAAUGAAGAAAUGUUUGAGUCUGAUAUUGAGGAUUAUUACGCAUUUCAGAUUCAUAGCCUACAGACAUCUGUUGAACAAGCCCUACAUGGAUUUAUUAUGGACGGAAGAUCGUCCGAUCAAAUCCUUGGGUAUGCUUCAAGGAUCGAAGGAGAUGCUCUUUUGACUGAGUUACGAGUUAACCCUGGACUUGUAAUUACUGAAGUUAUUGAACUAAGGGAGGAUUUAACAAACUGCUGUGUUGUUGAAAAAACAUCAGAUGAACAAUCCUCAGAAUCAGGUGAUGACUGUGGAUACCGGGACAUUUCAAGAGUAAUCCAGCCUACUUUAGAUCUCAUUCACAGUGUUUCACGAGUUGUGAAACAGGAUGACACACAGGUCAGAAGGACGGAGGAAAAUGAGGCCUCUGAAGAAAGCGCCGAUUUAGAAGAGGAGCAGAGUGACGAUGAAUCCUCUGAGCCUUGUGAAUGCGAGCACUGCAUUCCACCAAUAGAGGAGGUUCUAGCACAACCGCUACUCCCACGGAUGGAAUCGAAUGAUGCAGGGAAGAUCUGUGUGGUGAUUGAUUUGGAUGAAACACUAGUGCAUAGUUCAUUUAAGCCAGUGAACAAUGCUGAUUUUAUCAUUCCAGUGGAAAUUGAUGGAACAGUUCACCAGGUGUAUGUGUUAAAGAGACCCCAUGUUGACGAAUUCCUCAAGAGGAUGGGAGAAUUGUUCGAGUGCGUCUUGUUCACUGCAAGCUUAUCCAAGUACGCGGACCCUGUGUCGGACUUGCUGGAUAAGUGGGGGGCGUUCAGGUACCGUCUGUUCCGGGAGUCCUGUGUGUUCCACAAAGGGAACUACGUGAAGGACCUGAGCCGUAUAGGGAGAGACCUCAACAAGGUCAUCAUCAUCGAUAACUCCCCCGCCUCCUACGUCUUCCAUCCCGACAACGCAGUUCCCGUCGUGUCCUGGUUUGACGACAUGUCAGACACCGAGCUCCUCGAUCUGAUCCCCUUCUUUGAGAGACUUAGCAAAGUGGAAGACGUCUACGAAGUCCUCCAGCAGCAGAGUGCUUCCAGUUAACAGAGGCAGGACAGUAGGAUAAAUAUUAUCACCAGCAGCUGUCGUCAGGGGCCACGGAGGCUGGGGGGCCACCGGCUCCACGCUGCUUCCAACUACAAGGACCACACUGCAAAAAACGCCUCUCAUUUAAUCCCGUAUUCUUACAGUAUGUCGCAUAAAAAAGUGAAGGCAAUCUUCCAGCAGGGGUUUGAUACUUCUGUAUUGAAAGUACGCUAAUCCAAAGAUUCCUUCCUUUUUCCGUGAUAAAGACUGAGUAUGAGGCUGAAUGACUUGUGUAGGUGUAUUUUGCAGUGCAGCUAGUGUGUUGCUGUUGUCGUGAUGUGACAGCAGCGACAUUUUAUUGUGCUGUAGAUUUUGUGAGCAGUUGUUCAGUGCCAUUCUACAAACCAACCAUCAUUUUCAUUUCAGUAUCGCAUCUAAUAGUAUUUCAAAUAAGUCCUUGAAGACUGUUGCUUGAACCCCAAUAACUUCCUUUUUUCUUCUGCCUAAAAGGCCAAAUUUGUAUGUAGUGAAAGACAAUCGUUAACUUUAGGGAUUCUUGGUAAUUUCUUUAAAAUGUUGUGGCACAUUUCACUACAUAACAAGUUUUUAAAUGUGCUUUAAAUACUUUGCACUUCCUGUAUGUAUGUGGUGUGAUAAUGUUGGUCCAACGUUGCAAAAUGAAGCGUUGUUGACAAAAAAAACUGUAUGACUCAAUAAUCUCAGAGAAUACUCAAGUGCUUUUUUUCAUAAAUCUUUUUUUUUUUUUAUUAAUAUCCGUUUUUUGAUCUAAAAUGACAGAGUUUUAUCUCUGAAUAUAACCCCUCCCCCCAGCUCUGUACUAUUUUAUUAUUUAUUUAUUCACUUAUAGUGGCCUUAACACACAGUCAUAGUUUUCGUUUAGAAUCUUUCUCAAAAAAUAUACUACAGUGUUUGCCUUUAAAUGGUGACGAAAUGGAAUCCAUAGCCACUACAUGUUACAUGACUGAUAAGGUUUAUUUAGUCAAUUCUUAUAUUACUGGCGUCCAAUUAUUAAUGUGUAUUAACCCUUUGAUAUGUUGUCUUGAGCAUCAUACUUGAAAAAAGCAGAUUUUUGGAAAGUCCUGGAAAACCUACGAAAGCUCCCCACUCCCAAAAUGGUGAUAUUAUUUUUGUAUAUAAAGUGCAAAUAUCUGGAUUUUAGGCAAUCAUUUUAAUUCGUUUUUAAGGUUAUUUUACCUAAUGUUAUAUUAUUUUUUUCAAGUUUUUGGAAUACAGCUCCUCAGUGUGCGGCCCAUCAACAAUGCAAUCCAAUAUGUUUAGCGAGGAGAUUUAUUUGAAACUUUUUCAUGUAAGACAUAAAUAAGUUUGAUUCUUUUAGCCUUAUCGAGCUAUAAAUACAGUUUCAGAUGGAAACUUGUGUCGGACAUGUUGGAUCUGUCCUGAUUUACUUUCCCUCAGUCUGGAGCGAGUGUGUGUGGAUUUGAGUGUGGCUGCGUCAGUGUGAGUAUUUACAUUGAUUUAAGAUUUACACAAAAAAAAGACGAUUCGACAUGAAAAAAAACAUAACCUGCCUACUUUGUUACUGUAUGCAACAAGAGUAUUAACGUUGUGACUCGAGUAAAGGAGAGUUUUGAAAUUGCUGCUGAUCGUUGUUAGGAUUGACAAAAAAGGACAAGUUGAGAUAUUUUUACCUUGCAUCAAUAAAGCAUGUUUUAUUGAAACAGG
Notothenia coriiceps (black rockcod) is the source of this 5239-nucleotide messenger RNA. Its product is annotated as carboxy-terminal domain RNA polymerase II polypeptide A small phosphatase 1-like. The record is from RefSeq and is a predicted model, not a curated record. NCBI's taxonomy places the organism in Eukaryota, Metazoa, Chordata, Actinopteri, Perciformes, Nototheniidae. The transcript is spliced from 6 exons. Gene Ontology annotation, molecular function: RNA polymerase II CTD heptapeptide repeat phosphatase activity. Bases 485 to 3553 code for a protein of 1022 amino acids.